This is a messenger RNA of Toxorhynchites rutilus septentrionalis, 8973 nucleotides long. RefSeq lists its product as uncharacterized. Gene Ontology annotation, molecular function: protein binding; guanyl-nucleotide exchange factor activity. Gene Ontology annotation, cellular component: plasma membrane; nucleus. The record is from RefSeq and is a predicted model, not a curated record. The transcript has 20 exons. NCBI's taxonomy places the organism in Eukaryota, Metazoa, Arthropoda, Insecta, Diptera, Culicidae. The coding region runs from base 465 to 7397 and encodes 2310 amino acids. Gene Ontology annotation, biological process: signal transduction.
CACACAGUGCGGACGUGUGUCAGACGCUGAACUUCGCUUGCCUUCGGAGCGAUAUAGGUUCUAGUUUAGCUCUAGUAGAAAAUUGAUCGUUUUCGCAUGAUCCUUUCGGACCUGCCGCUGGCGCUAAAUCCAAAUUAACCCCCCAUAUGAAAAGGCGAAAUGCGCCAAUGUUUCGGACUAUCAAAAUUGAACCCAGUGCGAAAAACAGUGACGAUAUCUGCAAUAGAAACCACGGUGUUGAGUGAAGCGAGCGGAAAAAUUGUGCAAAUUCGUUUUUGAAAAGGAUUACAUGGAUUAAGUGCAAAAAGUUUGUGCAACGAACAAAAAAACAAGAAUUGGCAAACGCAUGGAACAUUAUCAAACUGACCGCAUAACUAUCGGAUUGCUCUGACCACAUGUAAAGUGAAGGAUUUUCUUCCAGAGAGCCGUGAACAGGAAAACGUCCCCCCAAAGGAACCAUCAAGAUGUUGAAGUGGACCGUAACAAAACGCCCGGAAGGUGGCACAGCAGCCGCGGUUCAACGGCACCAGCAGCAGCAACGACAGACUGGCAGCACUGCACGUGCUCGCAGAUCGCUAGGUGCACUCAACGACAGAGCCGUACCCACGGCGAGCCGAACCAAAGCCAGACGCUCCCUGGGGGCCACCAUGCACCGUCACGCGAACGCAGACAAAGAAAACCAAUGCGUGACGUCAACCCCCCACCAUCUGGUUGGUGGUCGAACCUCGGGCUCACCCUUCUCAUCCGCUCUGCGAGAUGUGAGCAACAUAACCCCAAACACAACCCCACACCGUUUGUCGUUGACCCCACAAAGCCGUAAACGCGGCUACCCUACGUCGCCAGUGGAAACGGUCCCAACCGUGAAAAAGGAUGCCAAUCAACCGUACGCAUCCACCUUGCCAACAUUCGACAUCGAGUACUCCCCGUGUGGAGUGAAGAAUGUCCCAUUCCUUGCCCUACGUGGACUCGGCCUAACCGAGACGUACUUCGAAAAUCCCGGCCGUUAUUUCCACGAGAACCAAGCACCGGCAGCGAAGCGGCCGAAACCGUUCGUAGUCCCUGCUCCUGUGUCGGACCUCAAACCCGAGCCCCCUCUAACGCCCCUCUCCUCCCGCCUUUCCGAGCUGCGGUUCAGCAAGAUAAGCUUCAAGCGCCAGGGCGCCGCUUCCAAAACAAUCAACAAUAAUCAAAUCUUCCACGACGACGAGCCCUCGCUCAACUCGUCCGAAAUGGGUGAUAUUACGCUAGACAAAAUGAUCGAUGCAAUUUUGGAGAGCGCCAAGAAGGACACCAAGAUUAUAACGCCCCGUCCGAAGCGCAGCUCCAGCCUCAAGUCGAAGCAAGCCAAGCUGGCAUCUCCCACGUACACUCCGGCCGAUGACCCGGCCUCGGAUCUGUACAAAGACACCCUGAUCGAUCAGCUGCCGCCGAGACUCAUCGAACAGGCCGAGACCACCAUCAUCCUAGAGGAGACCACUCACGUGAACGAGCGUGAGGUUAAAACGCCUGAGGCGGUGAAAGGUGCGAAAUCUCUACGACAGUCACUGUCCCGGUUCGUUCUGGCCAGUCCGUUGGACGCGUGCCAUCUGCGACGACAGCGAGCGGUUCGUCGGAAAAACAAACCCGAUGGCCCCCCCGAGAGAGAACCCUUUGACAAAAAACCCCACUCAUUGAAUGAAUUUGGUGCGUUCUCGAAUGGGAUUGCUAGCCCUGAAACUCCUAAAACCGCCGCCGCCAACUACAACCACUCAAAAAUCGAACAGCUGGCCCAAAUGGAAACGCCAACGGAAGUUGGGACUCACUGCGCUGACUCGGAACCUCACCCGACGAAGCUGACAACGGUGGCGGCCGCACUGAGUACGAUCGAAGAGAUGACCCCAAGCAUCCGAUCGAUCGAUCUGCAGGGAACUUCAACGCCUACCGGCAUGGAAGCGCUGUCCUUCGAUAAGACCCGAAAAUGUCUGGCAUUCUCGCCGGCACUCAGCGAGGAUUCGCUGGAGAAGCGACGCUCCGUCGCCUCGUCGACUACCUCCCGCUGUUCGCGGGUCACCGUUGUCAAGGGGUCCCUCGACGUGAGUCUCCAGCUGGAGAAGGACCAAAACAAGCUGCACGUUCAUGUCAUUCGCUGUAAGGAUCUGCAACGCGCCGGUGGCAAUACGAUAAAUGCCUACGUUAAGGUCGCCCUGGUGAACCCCAGCAACCCGGCCGGCGAGCAAGGAUUUCAGCGGACGGCCGUGCAUCGGAACUCAUCCAAGCCACUGUUCGACCAUCGGUUCGUGUUCGAGCUUGGGCAUCCGCCGGCUGCCGAGGAGAGUGACGAAGAAGGACGCCGUGUUCAGCUGGCCGUUUGGCAUCGGGACCGUGAGUGCAAACGUAGCGAAUUCUUAGGAUGUAUGUCGAUUCCGCUUAGGAAUGUGCUUAAGCAAGAAAUUAAUGGCUCGUACAAGCUGCAACCGCAGUCGUGUCUGACGAACCCUACACCACCGAUACCAGAUAUGUGUGAGAACUCGCAGUCCAGCGUGGAUGAGAUCGUCAGCAUCGAGGAAGGAGGUGCCGGAACCACCACUGCACUAGCGUCCAACGCGAUGGCGGGAGCCAUUCCGGAGCCCAUCAGUCUGAGCAAGAAGGCCCUCCACCAGCGCGAUGCUGACGAAAAUCUGUUCCUCCGCUUUCUCGAGCUGGAUCCACCGCUGGACGCGGCCGGAGCUGUCCCUGCCACACCCAGACGUAACUCGAUCAGUUCGAACAAGCCCAACCCGGGUCGGACUCCGUUCACGAUAACCAAACGGUUGACCCGAGUUGCGGACAAGGGUUUCGGCUUCUCGAUCGUGUGGACUCAUCCGCCCCGCGUCGAGAAGGUGGAACCGGGCCUAUCGGCCGAAAAGGCCGGAAUCUUGCCGGGCGAUUAUGUAGUGUUUGUGGAUAAGCACAACGUUGUGACGAUGCCCGAGCUGGACGUACUGAAUUUAAUCAAAACUCAGGGUAACAAUCUGCUGCUGGAGAUCUUUCGUCGUCCCCAGCGAUCAACCAACGGGCUCCGCCCGGGAAGUGCUGGCACUACAUCUGCCGCCAGCAAUCUUAUCAACUUCGCACCAUACAAUUCCCAAGUCCAGCAGCUCCAGCAACAGCAGCAACAGCAGCAACAGCAGCAGCAGCUACCGGACGAGGAACCCUCACUCAAACCUUCCAUCGUUCCGGCACGCUCGUCAACGGCCUGCUCAAACAUUUCGAUCGAAACCGCCAAGCGGAAACUUCAUCUACCCCAAGUCACGUUCAGCAAAGAGUCAAUUUUACAGCAGUUCCCGGAUGAUCACCGACGGAAGUUUCUCUACCAGCUAAUAAGUCGAGAGCAGCAUUUUGUUACGGCGAUCAAUUUCGGAAUCGAGCGUUUCGUAAACCCCCUGCGAGAUCGAAAGGACCUCAUUUCGCCCAACGACCACAAAACACUUUUUCAAAAUAUCGACGAGCUAUCACGAAUAUCAGAAGACAUCCUAGAACAAAUCAUCCAAGAUGAAACCGAGCCACAAAUCCACUUCGCUUCCCGCGUUUAUCUAUCCAAAAGUACGGCCCUGUGUGCGGCCUACAAAAAGUACUGUAAUGGCCUGAAGAAAGCAGACUGCGUUUUGGUGAACAAAUCGAGAAAUUCAAACUGUGAUUUUAUGCGAUUCAUUACGGAGCCACCGGUGCCACGGAAACGUCCAGACUUAACCACCUUCAUACAUCGACCGCUGCAGCAUUUUAGGGAAAUUUUAAAGCUAGUCCAAAUGAUCACGUCCAAUUGUCGUGUAGAUAGUGAAGAACACAAUAACUUCAAUAGCAUUAUCAUCGAGUUACAGGCGGCAUACCGAGAGAUAACUGUUGGUGGUGGUCUAAUGGAACCCAUCGGUGAAGGUCGACCACUGCUGACGCUACAAGACUUGGAGGCGAGAAUGGUUUUCACGAAGUGCAAACCAUUUCAACUGGCGGCCCAUGGGAGGCAGUGGAUUUUUGGUGGAGAUUUAUCACGAGUGGAAGGGCGUUCGGUGAAACCAUAUUGGACGCUGUUGUUCAGUGACAUUCUGCUCUUUGCCAAGGUUAGUCGGGAUCGUGUUCUGUUCAUCACAGAGGAGCCUAUUCCGCUGUCUACGAUAACGGAUUCGUGUUUCAAUGUUAGGAAAAAGACAACCGAGUUUCGGAUGACUAUUGAUCCCAAUGGUCGGCAAAUCGAGAGUCCAACGGUACAUUGCGCGCCUGAUUUGACCCGGACGCCAAAGAAAAAUUCUAAAAAGCGAUGCAUAGUAUUACGAGCUCCCUCAGCUGAACUGAAGGCGGUCUGGCAAAAUCUGCUCAUCAGGCAAAUUUUUCUAGUGAACACAACCUUAGGAUCAACUCCUCUCAGCAGUCCACUUGACUCUCCGGAUAUUCUCCAGACUCUCGUUCCAAUCGGAGACAUCGGAACAACGACAGCAUCGAUGGCCUCGGCGAAAGUUCCCUCACUGGACAGCAUCCAUCUAAAAAACCAGCAGGCCAGGGCGAGUAAAGUCACGAAGCAAGUCGAGGAAUUGAUCGAUGAGAAAUGUAGAAACCUGAACAAGACCGGUGUUCCCAAGGGAAGCGCGCUGCAUCUGGCCCAAUGGAUGAAGGGCCAACUGGACAAACAGGUGGUGGAGUCGGAUCCGAUUGAUUCCGAUCCGGAGCCCGCCAUCGAGGAGUGGUCUGUUGAGCAGAUUACGAAUCGCUCGAAGGAACUGAAGUUGGUCGAUACCGAAGGUAAUCUGUGCAAAACGGUCAACGGAACGGGGUCCAAUCUGAAGUUAACCGAUGGGCACCUGGAGGAUGGAUCCACUUUCGAUGGCGAUGAUGACAAUAGAAGCGUGUCCAAGAGUACAACAUCCGAUAGUCAGAUCACUGUUCGGUCGAGUCCUCUCAGUAACAAGGUAGACACUAUUUCUGUCUGCCGCCAGUGUCACAAAACCUGCAAAAGCCGCAUGAACUCACCGAGCAGUAACUCGCUCACAAUCCAGCACAGCCAAACUUCGUCCACCCGGUGUUGUGUGUCUUCUUCGACGACCGCCAGUAGUCUCAACAAAAGUGCAAACUCGCAGUCCAGUGUGUCUUCCACCAGCACACUAACCCAGCCCAGUAAAACAUCUACGAAGCCAGAAGACACAGUGGUCGUCGCUAGUGAUGCUGUUGUAGAGUGUAACGAAGUGACUCCAUCUAAGAAGCACCCUCCGCAGGCUCUCAUCCUCAGCAACUACAAGACUAAGUGCCAAACACCCUGCCACUGCAAGUGUACUCCAAAAGACUUCGAGAAAACCACUAUCAGCCCGGAUGAGGUGUUUCACGAGCGUGUAAGGAUACUGAAGAAUGUCAACGAAGUUAACGCAAACACUACAGUGCCCAGUAUUCCAAAUCCGACCAAGAUGAACGGACACUCCACCAUCGAGGAACGGCGAACCAGUGGUUGUUACGAGGAUAAAUGUGAUAAUAAUAACGUGGAAGAUUGGUCGUUGAUGUUGAUAGGUCUGGCACAGAUCAAUCCAGCAGCUUCUCUCGUUCAUAUGGAUCCAUUCGAAGCGCUUCCAACGAUCGCGGUAGUUCCCCCCACGCCAGACGCUUUGAAUAGUAACAGCUACAAACAAAACAUGUCGUUGAACUGGAACGACUCGAAUCGGUUGCAGUUAAGGCAAAUAAACGAAAACAACGGUGCCGACAUGGAUGAGUAUUCGCCCGAUAACUCUCCCGAAGACGAUGUUCCAGAACCUCCAUAUCGUGCGUUGAAUACCGGCAUGAAACGCUACGGGACAAUGUCGAGCUUGGAGCGGGUGCCAUCGGAUGAAACGGACGAUAAGACGUACAAUUCGUCCGAGGAGGAUUCGGAGAAUGAUAUAAAAAUUGUGACGAAAGAGGUAUACGACAACAACACUCAAACAUUUCUGAACUGGACGGCCCGGGCUGGAAACUUCAUUGAGGAAUCGCGAGCCUUUCUCGAUCGCUAUCUGGGCCGGGGAAGUAAUGUCGAAGAUAAUAAAGAUGAGCUCGACGUUGAGGAGGAUCCAAUCGAAGGCGAAACCUCGGUGACCUCUGGUGAGGAAGUUUGGGGAACACCAACAAGUGGCGGAGAGAACGACGAUAUGCAAAUUUUUGGCAGUAUCGAACAAACGCACUCGUCACCGACCAAAUCCUCAUCUUCCUAUACCGGAGACGAUGACACCGAGCUGAUGAUGGAUGAACUGCUGAUGGCACCCCCGAUGACUGCUAGUGCUGUGCGAGGAUUAUUACCAAGACGAAAGCUAGAGCCAUUGUUUGAAGAGGAAAGCGAAAGCUGUGAAUCAGAUGACGAUAGUAAGCCACUGCGUGGACUUGAUAAACAGGGGCAAGCUGUGGAAAGAAAUCAUCUGGAUUAUGCGGACUUAAGAGAUUCCACCGAAACCGACUCAGUAAGUACAACGCCGUUGUCGACUCCCCUGGUGGAAACGAGGGAGACAGUGAAGACGACCACACCCGACGAAAACUUUGGGAGUGUUGCUGACAAAUGUUCUGCCUCUGCGCAUCUCCCGAUCAUCGGGAUGGCUUCUGCAAGCGGUACCGGUCGUUUCGGGGCGAAUUUCGGUGCUGCGCCGAUCCUCACGCUGCCUCCUCCGCCGUCUACCGACCCACCACCACCCCUAUACGGGCUCAGUCCAAAGCUGGAAAUGCGGUUAGCCCUCAAUCACGAUAUUCUCGGCGACGAAGAUCUGAUAAGCUACAAUCCUGGACCGGACCUGACUACGAUUCUCGGGCAAGACCUCUCCACAUACCAUCGGAUGAGCGGGAAGGAUAUCAUUAUGAAUCGGAUCAUAUCACGGGUCAACAGCUACAGCAGUAUUCCAGCGGCAGUGGCAAAGCAAUGCUCGAGCAGCAACCAGAUUCAUGCCAGCUCCAGCAGUUGCAGCAUCGAUCCCAGCAAUACCUCCCUGAGAAACGGAAUGAGCUCAUCAUAUCAGCAAAACAAUUCAAAGAUGGAUACGCCUACACCCAACCGCAAAAAGGCUCAAAACACAGCUACCUGGAACAAUUUUGGGUCUGUGGAUCGAGACGAAAGGACUCUGUCGGACCUGGAGCGUUUAGCGAGACGAGAGAAAGUCUACUGCAUGACGCAACUGAAUCAAAACGGCUCCCACCUGAAGCGAACAGCUAGUUCCAGCACUUCCAAGUCAUCCAAAUUGCUCAACUUUCUGUCACGCCAAAACUCGGAUCGAGUUUACAACUCAUCGCAAGACAGCGGUGACGAUUUUCCUAGCUCGCAAUCGGGUUCGAGCCGAGUAAACUCGCCCCGCAAGGAUAAUGACAAAUCACUAGAUCGACGGUUCUGGAAACAGCUUAGUAAACGAAGACGCAACAGUCUUCACGAAGUUACUGUUAGCGAUACCUAGGAUCGACAUUCCAGCAGAACAAAAAAAUAAAUCAAAUCGACCUUUUCAAAAUACGAUCUUCACUAGUAAACUCAACUCAACCUACAUACCUACAUUUAGCUAUCGUACCGCGUAAGUCAGACUAGUUCGUUCUUAGAUAGUGUGAUAUCGAAGAGUUUGUUGUGAAAAAAUAAUGUCUUGUUCGUCUCUCUCUAUCUUUAUUCGGAGUGUUGUUUGUUUUAUUCUGAAAUGGUUAAUUGAAACGUUAAACGAGAAACUUUACGAAAUAUUUAGGCAAAUGCACUGGCAUGACAGGAGACACUCGUGAUCCGGGCAACCGAUAAUCAACAGAAUGAUAUUACGUUAGUGAACAUAGAAGCAAUGAGAAAGCAUCUGCUAUUUGGGAUAGAAUUCUGAAAUACAAUAAUUAGAGUGUAGUGCAGCUGCAGAUUCGAGUUAGGACAGAGGUUGUUUGCAAGGCCUGAUCAAAACGCGAUCGAUGAGGGCAACAAUCGAGCGAAUCCAUUCGUGAUAGUAGGUAAUAAUGAGUCUUUUUGAUAUACUACUGGUCCGACAUAGUUUGAACUUGACUGUAGCAUUGCGAAGAUACCAUAGCGUAAGAGCAGAUCAUCUUCAGUGUACAUAUUUUUAACAGCAGUUUUAAAAAUUACAAAAAAAAUAAAUCGAGAAAGAGGCAACAUAAGAAGGAGACAUUUGUUGUCACCGCAAGAGUGAGGUACACGAUUAAAAAUUUUUAUAUUGAAUUGUGUUUGCGAAGCGUUAAUGAUUUCUUCUACUAACUAUUGUUACCCGUCCAAGAAGGGAUUAUUCUGUUCGCUUGAACUAUAGCACUUCGGAACAGGUCAAUUCAGAGCCAUCGAAAAACGGGUCCCGUCCUAAUGUUUUGUAAAAGCAUUCGUUAAAAACUUGAAACUGAGAAGGAGGUAACCAUUUGUGGUAUUCUGUUCGAACGUCCAGCAUUGUUUUCAUAGUCCGUCUAAAUAAUCCAUCACAGUCGUGUACAUAGAUUUUAAAUUUUAGAACGAUUGCGUGGUUUACUGAAAUAUGCAUUCAAGCGUUUUCAUCUAUAAGCAAAAAGAAAACCGAUAACAGAAACGCCAAAUCAGCAGCUUUAGUAAGGUAACGAUUGUUAAAAAUAACUUUCAUACUAAAAUAUCGCGUUUUGAGGAGAGAACAUUUUAGCAAUUUACAUCCCAAAUAAGAGGCAAGCUUACAUCCAAGAUACAAUUCAUAACAGAAAUUCGAACUCUCAGUAACUUAACUAAAAUAUCAAAAUGUCUCAGCAUCGGUGGAUGGAAUCCCAGACAGGUACUCAUAUGAAUCGUAGAAAUAGUGGAGCAGAUUUCAAACAUCACUGAACGAAAUUGGAAGGUGAACCGAAAUGCUCGUGGAAACACGCGCAUUGUACACAACACGAACAAGAUUUAUGAAAGAGAACAAAUAUUUUGCCUUAUGAUAUCAUAACUUACAUCAUGGGAUACUAACAGAAACAGAAACAUUAACAUGCGGCAAACCGAAAUUACAAAUCCGUCGCAUCCAAAGAUGAUGAAGGAAACAUGAACGAAUAAAAUUCACU